CAGGCGCCUUCAGGCACGCUUUGUUUUGGGGUCCUGUGCCUUGGCGCUCUCCGCUCCGGGUUUUGUGUGGUUUUUGUGAUUUUUCGCACAUUUACUUUAUUUCUGUCAGCAGAAGCGGCCGAUAUUUGGUUGUUUUGUGGAAUAAGAUCAGAGAUGAACCUCGAGCUGCUCGAGUCGUUCGGGCAGAACUAUCCAGAGGAGGCCGAUGGCACUCUGGACUGCAUCAGCAUGGCUCUGACCUGCACCUUUAAUCGCUGGGGGACGCUGCUGGCCGUCGGUUGUAACGAUGGCCGAAUCGUCAUCUGGGACUUCCUCACACGAGGCAUUGCCAAAAUCAUCAGCGCACACAUUCACCCCGUCUGCUCGCUCUGUUGGAGUAGAGACGGACACAAGCUGGUCAGCGCGUCCACAGAUAACAUCGUGUCUCAGUGGGAUGUUUUGACGGGAGACUGUGAUCAGAGAUUCCGGUUCCCCUCUCCGAUCCUCAAACUGCAGUACCACCCCAGAGAUGCAGAUAAAGUCCUGGUUUGUCCGAUGAAGUCCGCACCGGUUCUACUCACGCUGUCAGACUCCAAACACGUGGUUCUGCCGGUGGACGAUGACUCUGACCUGAACGUGGUGGCUGCGUUUGACCGGCGGGGGGAGUACAUCUACACGGGGAACGCCAAGGGCAAGAUUCUGGUGUUGAACACCGACACGCAGGACCUGGUGGCAUCGUUUCGGGUGACAACAGGGACCAGCAACUCCACGGCUAUCAAAUCCAUCGAGUUCGCUCGCAAGGGCAGCUGCUUCCUCAUUAACACGGCGGAUCGCAUCAUCAGAGUCUACGACGGCAGAGAGAUUCUCACCUGUGGACGAGACGGUGAGCCAGAGCCCAUGCAGAAACUCCAGGACCUCGUCAACAGGACCCCGUGGAAGCGGUGCUGUUUCUCUGGAGAUGGCGAGUAUAUCGUGGCGGGUUCUGCGCGGCAGCAUGCACUCUACAUCUGGGAGAAGAGCAUUGGGAACCUGGUGAAGAUCCUGCACGGAACAAGAGGAGAACUGCUACUGGACGUGGCGUGGCAUCCAGUGCGACCCAUCAUCGCCUCCAUCUCCAGCGGAGUCGUGUCAAUUUGGGCCCAGAACCAAGUGGAGAACUGGAGUGCCUUUGCCCCGGACUUUAAAGAGCUGGACGAGAACGUGGAGUACGAAGAGAGAGAGUCCGAAUUCGACAUUGAAGACGAGGACAAGAGCGAACCUGAGCAGACAGGAGCGAAUGCUGCUGAGGACGAGGAGGUGGACGUGACCUCUGUUGACCCCAUACCGGCGUUCUGCAGCAGUGAUGAGGAGCUCGAGGACUAUAAGGCUUUGCUUUAUCUGCCCAUCGCUCCUGAAGUGGAGGACCCUGAGGAGAACCCGUUUGGGCCACCACCAGACGGCGGGGGUCAGAACCUGUCUGAGGACGGCUCCGCCCACACCGGCGCCGGAGACAAGAAACAAAGACAGCCGUCCGCCGACGGACAACCGCCGAAGAAAAAAGCCCGCACUACCACCAUCGAACUGCAGGGCGUCCCCAGUGACGAAGUGCACCCUCUGCUGGGCGUGAAGGGCGACAGCAAGUCGAAGAAGAAGACAGCGGGGCGUCCGAAGGGAUCGAAAGGUAAAGAGAAAGAUUCUCCGUUUAGGCCCAAACUGUACGGAGACAGAGAGAGGGAGAGAGACAGAGGGUUGGCUGUGGACGGGGCAGUGAAGGGCAGGCCGGAGGCUGUGCCAGCGCCAGGUAACCUGGUGUCCUCAGCAUACAAACAGCACGACGUCCAGGGUUUGGACUGAUUCGGUAAACCCACAGCGCCCCCCACAGUGCGGAGGCCACACGGACAAUAUAUAGAGACUCGGUGCGGCUUACAGAGGCUCCGGCAGGGAACGGGAAUUUUCGGACUCGGCUCUUUCUGUUCCAGGAUCAGUCUGACUGAGUCAUUCCUCCAAAAACACGGCAGCCGCAGCGUCUCGCCGACAGAGGGGACAGGACUGUUUGGAGAAGCCCACUUUUCCUCUGUAGUGUGUUUUUUAUCGAUGCUCUGUGAACUUUGUGUUUUUCAUACAUAUUAAACCGCUUUUGUGUUCUGUGA
This is a messenger RNA of Pygocentrus nattereri (red-bellied piranha), 2108 nucleotides long. RefSeq names its product retinoblastoma binding protein 5 (gene rbbp5). Gene Ontology annotation, cellular component: Set1C/COMPASS complex. Gene Ontology annotation, molecular function: protein binding. The record is from RefSeq and is a predicted model, not a curated record. The coding region runs from base 154 to 1812 and encodes 552 amino acids. The transcript has 14 exons. Lineage: Eukaryota; Metazoa; Chordata; Actinopteri; Characiformes; Serrasalmidae.